Physcomitrium patens is the source of this 1459-nucleotide messenger RNA. RefSeq names its product small ribosomal subunit protein uS2y. Gene Ontology annotation, biological process: translation. Gene Ontology annotation, cellular component: ribosome; small ribosomal subunit. Lineage: Eukaryota; Viridiplantae; Streptophyta; Bryopsida; Funariales; Funariaceae. Gene Ontology annotation, molecular function: structural constituent of ribosome. The record is from RefSeq and is a predicted model, not a curated record.
AUGACUACAACAGAGUACUUGAAGAAGAAAGGAAUUGGCUCCGUCUCCGUCGUAGCGAAGGGGUGUAGAGGGCGAUCAAGGCAGAAGGCGGAGCUCUGUUUGAAGCAGCAGCUCGAGUUUUCGCAGUCCCACAAUCUGGACUGCAUUCCAACUCCGCUCGAGACCAUGAAAGAGUCCGAUGUGCAAAUGAUGCUGGCUGCCGAUGUGCAUCUCGGCACCAAGAACUGCGAUUUCCAGAUGGAGCGAUACGUCUGGAAGCGCCGCUCCGAUGGCAUUUUUAUUAUCAACGUUGGCAAGACCUACGAGAAGCUUGAGCUUGCUGCGAGGGUGAUUGCGGCCAUCGAGAACCCGCAGGACAUUAUCGUGCAGUCGGCUCGGCCUUAUGGUCAGCGAGCGGUGCUGAAGUUUGCGCAGUACACGGGUUGCCAGGCCAUUGCUGGGAGACACACCCCCGGAACUUUCACCAAUCAGCUGCAGAACACCUUCAGCGAGCCCAGGCUUCUAAUUUUGACGGAUCCUCGAACUGAUCACCAGCCAAUCAUGGAGGCUGCUCUGGGAAACAUUCCCGUCAUCGCAUUCUGUGACACGGACUCUCCGAUGAAGUACGUGGACAUUGCUAUCCCUGCGAACAACAAGGGGAAGCACAGCAUUGGUGCCCUGUUCUGGUUGCUGGCUCGCAUGGUUUUGCAAAUGCGAGGAACGAUCAGCGCGGCCAAGCCAUGGGAUGUGAUGGUGGACCUCUUCUUUUACAGAGAGCCCGAUGAAGGCAAGGACCGCGAUGAGGAGGAGGCAGGAGCCGCUGAGUUCGCUGCCGUGGAGUACCCAGCCCCGGCGCUGGGUAUGGUAGGCGACGCACAGUGGGGACCUGAGGCUGCUGAAGCCGGUCAAUGGGAAGCGGACGCAAGUGCCGUGGCCACAGGUGCUGUUCCGGCUGGAGUUCCAGCUGUGGAAUGGACAGGCGCGGCAGUUCCCGCUGGCGCCGGCUGGGAUGUGGGAGCUGCUCCUGCUGCCGCCCCUCCGGCGGGAUGGGAGACGGCUGCACCCGCAGCACCUGCCGGCUGGGAGCCCGCGCCCCAGUGAUGGGAUCUGAGGUGGAAGUUAGGAUGACCUGAGGAAUGUGCAAGUCUCAGUAACUGGACUCACCUUACUUAUGAACGAGCAUUAGCGUAGGCAGCGGCUUGGGAAUGUGAAAUUUAAGUUUUAACGACUAUUCAUGUACGAAGCAACAUUUCGUGUGAGUUAGAGAGCAGUAUGUUGACGAGGUUGUUUUUCUGGGAUCAGUGGAGUAGCACGUUCGUUGUUCGCUUGAUUGAGCCCCGGGUGAUGCUUGCCGAGUUUUCUAUACAAGUUCUGAGAUACAUUAAGAUAUCACUUCAGAAAUUAUGGCAGUUGUAGGAGUUUUUGUCGAUUUGGAGUUGUGUAAUGGGUUCCAUUGUAAUUGGUUUUGUUUGGUCACUUA